GACAUUCUGUGAAGAAGACGCAGAGUUAGGGUUAGAAGAGAGCACUGAAAUAAAAUAACAAAGAAAAACUUGGAAGAUAUACUUGACAAAUGAGUAUUCUAAAGAAUUUCUGAUACCUAGAACCACUAGACAUUUGAGACUGGAAGCUACUAGACAGUUAACCAAAUAGGACAAUUGAGGUGCUUGUACUUACUCUGAGCUGUUGACUGGAAUACUCUUCGUCAUUCAAAUGACUGCUGAGGGUGAACUUUGAGCUGAAAUACGUCUGAAACGACGAUUUCGAUUUAUACUGGAUUGGAUUUGGUGAGUUUUUUUUUUUUGGUUUGUUUCAACUCUCCCCUGCAUUCGGUUGCACGUGGCGUAUGCACCCGUUUGGACACUAGAUGGCGAGCCAAGCCCACGUCUAGAGGACAACUCAACAGACUUUCGAGUUCGAGCACUAUAGACGCACUUUUCUCUUGGUGACUACACUCAACAGGGUGACAGUUUGAGGUCGGUGGAUGGUGACAGUCGCUGUGCUGGGAGAGUGGAGGUUCUUCAUGAUGAUCAGUGGGGAACAGUGUGUGGUUAUAAUUGGGAUAUGAGUGAUGCUGCAGUGGUGUGUAGAGAGCUACGCUGUGGAGAGGCUGUAGACACUGAGUGAUGCUCACUUUGGACCAGGAUCAGGACCAAUCUGGAUGAAUAAUGUGGACUGUAGUGGGUCAGAGUCUUCACUGAAGAACUGUAUAUUCCCAGAAUGGGGUGAACAUUACUGUAGUCAUGAUGAAGAUGCGGGAGUCAUUUGUUCAGGUCACACUCAGGCUCAGCUGGUGAACGGCUCUGACUCCUGUUCUGGUCGAGUGGAGCUCCAGUACCUCAGUGAGUGGGGCGCAGUGUGUGAUGUAAGCUGGGAUAUGAGAGCUGCCAGUGUCCUCUGUGGUCAGCUGAAGUGUGAGAGUGCUGUGACUGUGUUGGGUUCAGACUGGUUUGGGGAGGGGAGUGGCCGGAUCUGGGCUGAUGUAUUUGAUUGUCAGGGGAAUGAAAAACAUCUGUCAAAUUGUCCCAUUUCAUCAUGGAGUCGAACUGCAUGCUCUCAUAAACAAGAUGCUGGAGUCAUCUGCAGUGGUUCCUCUCUGGCGUUUCAUGAGGGGCGAGUGCGGCUCUUUGGAGGGAUGGAGUGUGAGGGGGAGGUGGAGGUGUACUUCACGCAAGACUGGAGGAGAGUUCUGCUGGACUCCUGGAGUGAGUCUGAGGCCUCUGUGGUCUGGAGACAGCUGGGCUGUGGCUCUGUGUUCAACUUCUCCAGUCCUGAACACAGACACAUGUGUAUGACGGGUUUCAGUUGUUCUGGGAGUGAAGCUCAUCUGGGGAACUGCAGCAGCGCACAAGCAGUCAACUGCAGCUCCAGAGAACAGCUCUCAAUCACCUGCUCUGAUCACCUGCCUCUCAGGCUGAAGGGAGGAGAAAGAAGCUGCUCUGGGAGGCUGGAGGUGUAUCAUACCGCUAAGUGGGGGUCCGUCUGUGAUAACCAUUGGGACAUCAGAGAUGCUCAGGUGGUCUGCAGGCAGCUGGGCUGUGGGCCAGCGCUGAGUGCUGAUGGGAGUGCUGUCUUUGGUGCUGGUGAAGGACCUAUCUGGCUGAACAGGGUGAAGUGUAGAGGGAAUGAGAUUCACCUGUGGGACUGUCCUCAUUCCCUGAAGAACUACACUGACUGCUCCCACAGGCAGGACGCUGGAGUCACCUGUUCAGGUAUAGACAUAUCUGUGCCUUCUACUACUGUAGCCAUAUUUACAACCACCACCUCCACCACCACAGUCGGUCAGCCAGCAGAGAGAACAUCCACUCCAUCACCAGCUGUUCUAGCAGCUGUUCCGUCCAUCUAUCCAGUGUCUCUCCUGGUUCUGGGAUUGCUGCUCUUCCUGGCCUUAGUGCUUCUGGUUGUGCUGUUUUACCAGAACAGAGUGCUCAGGAGAGUGCUCUCUAAGAGGAGGCGUAAGACUCUGACUGAGGCAGUCUAUGAGGAGAUCGACCGCAGAUACAACACUAAAAGAAAUGACUCAACUCAAAGAGGAAGUAUCAUCUCUGAAGAACAGCAUUCAGGAUAUGAGGAUGUGGAUGAGGAGCUUCUCUCAGAAAAGUCUCUGACUGGAAUAAAGGCUGAAUAUUAUGAUGAUGUCACCACCAGAGGGCUGUUGAGUGAAUCAGCAAAAGAGGACACAGCAGAGAGCUAUGAUGAUGUCAUCACUGCUGGACAGAUCUCUGAUAGUGUAUCAGAGGACAUAGCAGAGAAUUAUGAUGAUGUCAUCACUGCUGAUCAGAGCUCAGCUGUUGUAACAGAAGACAUGACAGAUAAUUACGAUGAUGCUGUUACUGCUGGACCAAACUCCAACGUCAUGACAAUGGACACACCAGAGAACUAUGAUGAUGUCAUCACAGCUGAACAGGGUGUAGGAGGGGUAAAAGAUAAUGAUAAUGUGGAGGAGGAGCCUCAGAUAGAGAUGAGUCAUGUGACUGACAGACCACAGCCAGUGUCUUUACUCAGGAAACUUCAUUCAAACCUCUUCAAACGCAAGAAGUGACUUUUUUAUAGAUUACAAAUCAAAAUGUUUUAUGGGGCAUAAAUGGGAUAAAGUGGUUUAAACAGCCCAUAAUUUAUAUAAACAAAUUACAUUUACAAUUUACACAUUGUUAACACUUUCUUUGUUUUUUUUUAAUCUUAGAAACAUUUACAUCACAUCUCAUCAUAUUAAGUUAUUCCAUCAAAAUAAUUAUGAUCUUAUUUUGAUUACUUUAUCCAGAUUUUUAUCUUAAUGAAAAGAGUUUGUAUCUGGGGUGGUAAAGCUAGAUCAUGUAUGAGAGUAAAGAACUGAAAGAUCUCUGGUCAGAAGUGAAUGUUCAGUGAUCAUCAGUCAGAAACAGUAAAGAGCUGUUUCACUGUAAUUAAUUUGUAUGACAGUUUUCUUUUUUAAGUGUUGGCAUUCAAAAUCAAGCAGCCCCUUAUAUCUGUUUAUAGAGCCAUUAUAACACAUAGAUUACUCACCUAAUAUUACGCUACACUAAAAAAUGGUAACAAGCAAAUUAACUGGGUUCAACUAAAAUAAAUGCUGUGAAUAAAACAAUGCAAGGCAAACAAUUAUUUAAACAAUCAAAUACUAUAUUUAUAAAAAUACUUAUUCUCAUUCUUAUAAAAUAAUAUUUUGAAUGAAACCAAUUUUCUUUUGUGUCAUUUGCAAGCUUAUAAUGAUUGUGUGAUUAUUAUGCUGAUAAUUUGAGAUUAUUUCCCCACAGGAAUAAUAAUGACUGAUGUUGAAUUUCUUAUGAUUUACAUGUGGACUUUGUGGAAUCUAUUACUGUGAUCUGAGAUGAUUCUGAGCUCUUCUGAAUGUGCUCAUACACAGAGAGUUUAAAGAUGAGAUUUUCUGAGGUUUAAAAGUUUUAAUACAUGUUGCCUUAAUUUUCUGUCGUUUUUUCCUUUUUCUUUUUAAUUUCUGUUUUAAUCAUAAUUCUUCUCUGAAUAAAUCAGUUAAAUCAGCAAAUCACUAUUGGGAACAGUGGAUUUUUAUUACAACAUAAUUUCUACAUCACAUUUUAAAGGAGCCAUAAAUGAUGACCACA
This is a messenger RNA of Colossoma macropomum (tambaqui), 3594 nucleotides long. Its product is annotated as antigen WC1.1-like. Lineage: Eukaryota; Metazoa; Chordata; Actinopteri; Characiformes; Serrasalmidae. The transcript has 16 exons. Gene Ontology annotation, cellular component: membrane. Bases 678 to 2558 code for a protein of 626 amino acids. The record is from RefSeq and is a predicted model, not a curated record.